Messenger RNA from Paramuricea clavata, 6043 nucleotides. NCBI's taxonomy places the organism in Eukaryota, Metazoa, Cnidaria, Anthozoa, Malacalcyonacea, Plexauridae. The record is from the annotation of a GenBank genome assembly.
AUGGUAAGCACAAAUGAUGCUCCAGUUACUACAACAAAAAUCGGAAAUAAGUUGUCGAACAUAGGACAGCCUUCGUCUCAGACACGUCCAAAAUCGAGGGAACCGUCAUCUCAUGACGCCCAGAAUCGUCCUGCACAAUACAAUGGUUCUUCUCAACGCCAUCCGGAUGACCACUUUCAUGGGCCAAGGAACGGCAAUUUACAAGACAAUUGGCUAUGCAAUCACUACAAAAGAAGGUGCUUGGUGAAAUUCGAAUGCUGCAAUAAAUACUGGGCAUGCCACCGCUGUCAUAACAACGAGAGCACGUGUGGGCGGAAGAAACUGAAAUCACGUGACACAACGAUGGUCAAGUGUGUCGAAUGCGGAAAAGAACAACAGGUAACGUAGAAUAUGUUAAUGUUGUCUGCGCAUCUUUGUGAUUCUUUCAGUACAGCUCUUUACAGAGAGAUCAUUGAAUCAAGGGAAAUGUAGGAUUUAAAUAGCUAUGCAGACAUAAUACACCUUCUUUUGUCUUUCAACACACUUUUAAAGAAAAGUUGAAAUUCCAUGAGAUUUAUUUGAAAGCGUAAAAACUUAAAAAUCUAAAAAUAUGCAGCAUAAAAUUCUUCAGAUUUUACGCCAUAUUGAAACGGUUCAUAUUUUUAGAUUCCAAAGGUUUUAUGUUUUUUCAAAUAAAUAGCAUGAAUUUUUAACUUUUUAUUGUAAUGUGGUUGAAAGAAAAAGCAAGGAAUGCAUAUCAUGUCAGCAUCGACAAUUUUAAAGUUAACGGACUCUUUCCUUGCUUGAUCAACUGAUGAGGACAAUAUUGAAAAUGUAGCUAGGAUUGAAUUCGUCUAUGUUUGGAAAAUAAUUAAGUUUUUCAACGAACUCGAGUCGAAUAUGAGCUGAUAGCCGACGAGGCGCGUAGCACUCGACGAGAGUGAGAGGAAUAACUGUUUCAUUAUAUGUACAAGGUCUGAAUUCACAGACUUUGCUGUUCGGAUAUUUUCAAUAUUUUUUUAUUUUGUUUAUGUUUUUAUCUCCGAAUUCACAGAAUUUUAAUUUUAAAAAUUCAUUUGCUAACAACAACUUGCCGAUUUCUCGUUCGCAAAACGUCGGGAAUUAAAUUUGAGCCGCCAUUUUUGUUUUCCUCUACUAGCAGGAUAUGAUAUGAGCUAAUAUCCUGCUAGUAGACAACCAAUCAGAUUGCAGAAUACCUCAUUCCUACAGACCUUGUAUAAGUAAUUCCGGAUAUCCGGUAAAUUUUAUUGCUAAAAACACGUAAACUAUUAUUUUUGGAUUUCAUUCUUUCGUUCAGCAAAAAUGGUCAAAUAUAUUCAGUGUUGGAGAAUAAUAUAUUAAUUUCAGCUCCUAUACGAUGAUUUCAUAAUUUUUCUUCGUUUUUCUUUCUUUCUAGUUUGGUGAAAAUGGUCCAUUUUGUGUUUCAUGUGACACUCAAUUCGCUAAUUUCUACUGUGGUCUGUGCAAACAUCUUACUGGAAAUGAUGAUCACCCCUAUCAUUGCGAUAAAUGUGGCAUUUGCAGGUGAGAACUUGACGUAAAAUAGUAGGGAAAAAGGGGAAUGUAACGAUUACUUUUGUACAACCUUUAUCUCAUCAGAGUGAUUGAUCGAGAUUGAGAAUAAGAAACGUUUAUUUUCUAGAAUUCAUGGGGAUCGCUCGUUUCAUUGUGAUGUUUGUGGUAUUUGUCUUGAUGUUCAACUUCGUGGAAAUCAUAAAUGUCGUCCUGAUUCAGCCCAUGAUGAAUGUGGCAUCUGUUUGGAGGUGAAUGCAUGAUUUAAUAUUUGAUCAUAGGUCUCCCGAAAAGGUCUUUUAUUUAAAAAAAUCCAUACAAUUUGCUUUAAAAUGCAAUGGUUUGACAUGCAAUGCUUCAAUGUACAGUAAAACCUCUAUAAUUUGUAUUACAUGAAGUACGUGCAACAUCACAAUAGCGUUGUGUCAUUUUGUAAUAUAUAUCCCCAAGGUUGGCAACUAAAUACAAACUUAAAGCUGUAUACACAAACUUAAUGACGAAAAAACUCGUACAUAAACAUCGAAAUUCAUUAAAAAAAACUAACUCACUAUGAUAAGAAAUAACUUUAGUACUUCUACAUUGUGUUUUUUUCUUCUCUCAUCAUUUUUAAAAGAGUUAAUUUUGCGAAAAUUCCGAGGAAAAUGGCUCAAUUUGGUCAAAACUAUGCGGGAUGACUGCUCCCGGCGUUACGUCUCAAAAUAAAGCUCUCUGAUUUGCUGAAAAAUUUUUAAAUUUAAAAAAAAACUCUCUAAUUGGCAGGAUGAAAUUUCCCAGCGAAUCAGAGAGCUUUAUUUUGUGACGUAACGCCGGGAGCCAUCAUCCCGCAUAGUUUUGAUCAAAUUGAGUUACGAAUUUGAUUAAUUUUUCUCAGAAUUUUCGCAAAAUUAACUCGUUUAAAAGUGACGAGAGAAGAAAAAACACAAUGUAGAAGUACUAAAGUUAUUUCUUUAUACCAUAGUGAGCUAGUUUUUUUAAUGAACUUCGAUGUUUAUGUACGAGUUUUUUCGUCAUUAAGUUUGUGUAUACAGUUUUAAAUUUGUAUUUAGUUGCCAACCUUGGGGAUAUAUAUUACACGCGUAAUAACGCACAGGUUGAUGCAAUACUGAUGAAAACAGGAUUGAACAAUGUUUUGCUGCCCAUAUUGUUCAUAGCUGUCAACAAUAUUGAACAAUAUUGUUACACCCGAUUCAGGCUCAACAACAUUGUUCAAUAUUGUUGACAGCUAUGAACAACGUGGGUAGCAAAACAUUGUUCAGACCUGUUGAGCAACGGGCUCGGCGUUUUUUGCCGUGUACAUAAUGACACAACGUUAUUGUGAUGUUGCACGUAUUUCAUGUAAUGCAAAUUAUAGAGAUUUUACUGUACAUCGAAGCAUUGCAUGCAAAGCAUUGCAUUUUAAAGCAAAUUGUAUGGAUUUUUUAAAUAAAAGAUCUUUUCGGGAGACAUAUGAUUUUGAUUAUAUAAUUGUUUGCAACAUAAUGUUUAAUAUGAUGCUCCAUGUAUUGCAUUAGUUCUUGAAAGAUUUUAUGAUCAAACCGCAAUCCAUGUAAAUAUCACAAGAACUUCCACCUUUUAAACGUCUCUCGUCCCUAUUCACUCGAAAGUCUUGUGAGGCCAGUUUCCAACCAGUAACUCCUCAAGUGUCCUUGCAAAAUGCAUUUUAAAUACUCUUAACUUGUUUUGACUUUCUACAGGACGCGUUUACGGGCUGCCAGAUUCUUCCAUGUUCCCACAAAGUUCACAGAGAAUGCGCCAAUCGGAUGAUUCGGAACGGAAUGUAAGUCCAUUUAUCGUUCAGAAUAUUUGUAUAAAUAAAUACCACACAACACAUUUCUACAAUCAAUGGUGUAGAUUAGAAAGUUCUGCUGUUUACAACCGGACACAAUUAGAUUGAAGUAUAUAUUUGCGAUGUUACUCUGAGUGCAUAUCCACACCGGGCGAGCUUGAAAAUAUGCCCAGCCACGAUGGGAUUCAAACCUACGACCUUUGGAAUACUAGCCCAAUGCUCUUCCAACUGAGCUACGCGGUCAGGACGGUUCGAGUAAUAUUCGGUUCGAGUAGUAUUAUUCACCUGAGUACACAACACCAACACAGAAAAAAAUUCAUAUUACUAGAACACAUUGGUAUUGAAGGAACUAGAUACGGUUCCGAAAUAUCACUUACUCGAACCGUCCUGACCGCGUAGCUCAGUUGGAAGAGCAUUGGGCUAGUAUUCCAAAGAUCGUAGGUCCGAAUCCCACCGUGGCCGGGCAUAUUUUUCAAGCUUGCCCGGUGUGGAUAUGCACUCAGAGUAACAUCGCAAACAUAUUAUUCACCUGAGUACACAACACCAACGCAGAAAAGAAAUUUAGAUUGAAGUAUAUUUUUAUUCAGCUUCCAUGCAUGUAUAUUCGAAAAAAACUAUAGUAUGCAAAGUUUAGUACAAUGUAUACAACGAAUCAGAGAAGUUUCUUAUCUCCUCAGAAACCUCAGAAACGCAGUGUAAAUGCAAUGGGGUAAGUUUGCAGCCAGAAUAUAUACUCGACUAGGUAAAAAGAGCCCCUUUAAUGAUUCGUAUACUCAAGGCCUGCUUACAACAGUGAACUCCAUGUCUUUUAUCUGGAAUGAUAACAUGCCGGAGAAACGUGAAGCCAAUGCCAACGCCACUUGACGCAAGCUGAUUCGUGAUAGACCGCGCGGUGAUGGCGUAUAAGGGGACUGAAACUGACGUACUAUAUGGCGUGGCGAUCAGACCGCGUGGUAAUGGCGUAUAAAGGGACUGAAACUGACGUACUAUAUGGCGUGGAAAUGGCGUGGAGAGCUGAUGGGAGCUGACGCCACUGCUCACGUGUUGCUCACGCGAGGCUUCACUUUUUAUAACUGCCAAAUGACUGAAUGUUAUCGUUCCAGGUAAAUAGAUUGAGUUCACUGGCUUACAAUACUGGGAAAGAGGUAAAAAAUGAAAACACGAGAAAUAUAAAUACACAAACAAAUACAAAAACGAAUACAAUAAAAUGUAUGGAUAUAUAAUUCGGGCUCACCGAAUUAUUUUUCAAUUCGAGUAAAUUUACUUUAAAGCCAAAAUAUCGUUUACAUUGAAACGUUUUUUACCUUGUUUUUGUCAAAAAUUGACAUUCAAAACGAAAACCCACCAUUUUAUAUGAACAGUGUAAACAUAUCUCUUUGAAUAUCGUCAAAACAAAGUUCGCUACCUGAAUGCGACAUAUAGUUAUUUCCAAUUGCAAGCUCUCGGACGUUGUUGCUUACGUCAUAAGAUGAUAAAACGUAACAUAUCUUUCAUAAAUUGCAGACCAUCAGAAAUUCCCCAAAAUGAAGAGGUUUAGAUUGGGGUUCCUAAAUGUGGUAUUUUCUUCUCUCUUUUCAUCCAGAACUCGCUGUCCGAUAUGUCGUGAAAGUUUCGCCCAUAAACUUGAGAGACGCCCUGUUGGAAGGAGGCAAAGAUGAACGAAAAUCAUGGAAAUCCACUUCUCCUACGGUUACUGAUUAUUCUGCCGAAGUCUUCAGAGCAAGUGCCUUUCAACUACAAGAUCGUGGGUUCGAUUCUCUCUUUACUCGCUCAUGUAAAUCGUGUGAAAAGUGUUGACCAACGAUCUGUCGAAAUCGCGAGUUUUCUCCUGAUGCUCUGAUCUCGCUACCAACCGGUUAGGAUAAAAGUAUUAUCACAAUUAAGUUCUUUGUAGGUUUGCUUGGCAAUAAAACAUAUAAUAUUAUAGUUUGUGGAAACACCACGUAAAUUUAUUACUGCAAAGCUUUCGAUCCGUAAGCCUCGAUCUUCAUCAGUGCUAAUAAUAUGUCACAUAUGCUAAACAAACUAUUAGCACUGAUAAAGACCGGACUUACGGACGAAAGCUUUGCAGUAAUAAAUGUACCUGGUGUUUCCACAAUUGUUAUGUAUGUAAUUAGGCAAGCGUAAUACUUGAUGUAAAGUGGCUAUAAUAGCUACAUAAUGCUGUUCCAACGACCCUAAAAACUUGAACACUUUCCCAACAAUAAAAUGUGCAACAGAUAUUGAUCGCCGUAGUCAUUCCCCAGCAGAUUAGUCUCCAUGAUUAAAUAACAAUAAGCACAACAAUUUCAGUAAAACUAGAUAGCCUGCUUGUUUGAUAGGAGAAUUUUCUUUCAAUUUUAACGUAAGUUAAGUAUAGUUAUCUUAGGAUUAAGAUUUAAAUUUGAAAUUAAUUUGAUAGUUUAACAAAUUUAAAACUUGCCGCCUCAACAUAGAUAAUUCUUCGCCUGAAUUACGCAAGGCUUUACAAAUUAGUUCAAAAAUUAUAGAUACCAGGUAGGUGAUAAAUAUUUCAAUAACUAUUCAUUAGGAAGUAAAAAAUAGAUAUAUAGUUUAUGUUAUAGAUGCUGUAAUUUUUUAAAAUUUCAGAAUUUUUGGUUAACAUCGUAAUUCAUUUGCGAGGUGUGUGUGACUGUGUAUCAAUAAUAUAUAUAGUAAUGAUAAUAACAAAUUAAUAUGUAGGACGGGAUAUGGAUUUAUUAUUUAUACCGUCGCAAAUACAAAAAAUAGAAGUUCAGAUUUGAC